Molecule: messenger RNA, 2678 nt
Organism: Solea senegalensis (Senegalese sole)
Lineage: Eukaryota; Metazoa; Chordata; Actinopteri; Pleuronectiformes; Soleidae
Gene: map7d3
Product: MAP7 domain containing 3
Exons: 20
Coding region: 70-2592 (840 amino acids)
Biological process (GO): microtubule cytoskeleton organization
Cellular component (GO): microtubule cytoskeleton
Source: RefSeq, a predicted model, not a curated record
GGUGUCCGAGUUCUACCGGCUGGUUGAUUUCGCGGUUACGCGCCCCUGCUCCAAAACUUCGUACUAGCAAUGGCGGAGACAUCAACCCUCAAAGGUUUACGAGCCCAGAUGGCUGCAGCUGCACAGGCACAAGCAGAGGAGCGGCGCAGCGUAGCAGGAAAUAGUCCAAAACCAACAACCAACACAUCAGCUAAACCUCAGGGGAGUAGGCCAGUCAUAGACGGUGCCACACUUAGAAUAGACGACAAACUGCGAGUGGCAAAAGAGAGACGAGAGGAAGCAGAGAGACAACAGGCUUUGCGAGAUUCUCAGAUCAUGGAGCGGGAGCGCAAGGCCAAGCUCCAGGUGGAGCGUCAGAUGGAGGAGCGACAGAAAAAGAUUGAAGAACAGCGAAGGAAGGAGGAGCAGAAACGACACGCUGUGGAGGAGAAGAGGAAGCAGAAACAGGAAGAGGAAAAGGAGCGCUAUGAGGCAGUGAUGCGACGGACGAUGGAGCGUAACGAGCGGCUGGAGCACAGACAGAAGCGAUGGUCAUGGGGAGGAUUAUCCACAGACUCGGAUGGUCGAACAGGAGAUUCAGAUGCCAGUGCCUCAUCUCCAGUUACUAUAGUUAUCUCCCCUGCCUCGCCAGAAAAGCCACCACGGAGUCGACAAGUGGACAAGCGCUCCACAUCCACCAUGAACUUGAAACAGUCGUCUGAGACUGGUAUCAGCAAACGCCUCUCCUCUUCCUCUGCUACCCUCAUCAAAUCUCCUGACAAAAGUGUUAAGCCAAGGAGUUCGUCUUGUAACCGGUUGCCUAGCAAUGGCAAUGUUGCUGCUCAGGCCAGUAAGGAGGAUGGCAAAAAGCUUCAGGUGGAUCAGACAGGCCAUUCCGUGAAGAAGAGAAGUUCCUCCCUUACUCGAGUAAGUGUGGGCAGAGCACAGACCCCUGCCAAGCCUGAUAAGGGGACAACGGAUGAUCAAGCUCACAGGCCACCGGCCAGCACUGUGGACGGAGGGCUCCUUAGUCGUCUGCUCACCCCCACCCAGGCCUCACUAGCUAGAAGCAAGAGUGCCGCCGUCCUGUCCACUGAAGGAACAGAUUCUCCAGAGUGUCACAUGUGUCCUCGCUCAGCCUCUGCCACUCCCCUGCAUCCGCCACGUGGACCUGUGCGCAGCCGUAGCAUUGACCGACAGAAGAGCGGCAUGACAACCUCCGUUUCAGCUGAUGGAGCCCUUGACCCGUCACUGAAAGACAAGCAGUCGGCAUCACCUAGUGGCAAACGUCCCGCCUCCCCGUCCACUAACCUCGGACGCAACCGCUCACCAUCCCCAGCCCCCAAUCCAGUUCCAAAGCGGACCCCUUCCCCAGCAGCAGCCAAGCAGAGUCCCAGGACACGCCCACCCUCACCUGGUGCAAUGAAGCAACGUCCCCCAUCCCCCCAACCAUCAACGACCAAACCCCCACCAAUCCAGAAACCAGCUCUGACUCCAACUGGGCCCCCUACUUUACGAAAGAGAGACUCCAAGUCUAAGGAUAUGUUUCCUGUCCAGGCUGUAGGUCCACAGUCCUCUGAAUCUAGCAAGUCCAAAGACAAAGAUGACUCAAAAGCCUCAACGGGAACCAACUCGGCUGCUGAGGCUGCCAAGAUCCUGGCAGAGAAUCGAAGGCUGAUGCGAGAGCAAAAAGAGAAAGAAGAGCAGCUCAGGCUACAGAGGGAAGAAGAGGAGAGGCUGAGAAAGGAAGAGGAAGCUCGCUUAGCAGAGGAGGCUCGACUGAAACGAGUGGAGGAGGAGAAGAAGCUUGCGGAGGAAAGAAAAGUCAGAGAAGAAGAAGAGGCUCUUCUGGCAGAGGAGGAGCGAGUGAGACUGGCAGAAGAGGAGGCACUGAAACAGGCCGAACUCCAGAGGGAACGUGAGGAGGCUGAAGCCAAGGCUCAGGAGGAGGCAGAGAGAGUCCGUCAGGAGAGGGAACGCAUUAUGCAACAGAACCAGCAAGAGCGAAUGGAGAGGAAGAGGAGAAUUGAAGAAAUAAUGAAGAGAACCAGAAAAGGGGAUGCUGGUGACUUGAAGAGAGAUGAUGAUGAUGAUGAUGAUGAUAAAUGCUUCCAGGAAAAUGGAGACGAUCCAGUGGACCUGAACUGUGAAACCAGUGAGAUCGAUGACGCAGAGAUCGAUGACACGGAGGCCGACAAAGUUGAGUGUGGUCUGUCCGGAGGAGAGCCUCUGUGCAAUAUCAACGGAAUACCAGAGACUGAAGAUAAAGAAAAUAACAAUGGCAUAAGUACCGAUGAACCUCAGGCUAUAAGUCCAGUCCCCAAAGGCCGCCUUGUUGAGGGCUCAGAGUUCCUGAAUGAGCAGGACUCUGCUAAAGUGGGGUUGGUCUCGGGUCUGAACGGCAAAUCCAACCAGUGGAACUAUGAGGAAUUCAUUGACCUCAACGUCCACACUAAGACGAGGCCGCUCAUUGAGUCAGAAGACUGUAACCAGGUCUUGAUCAACUGUGACGGGAGCUCAGACGCCACCAGAGUAGCCUUUGAGGACAAGGGAACCCCUGUCAACACCCUGCAUUCCUCUAAUCAACCCGUAGAAGCCCUUUCAGAGAUUUGAUGCUGCAGCUGUCGCUGAGAAGCCUCUCACUGUUGCACUCCUAAACUUCCUAUUUGGCUGAGUUGUUUUUUUGUUUUUGUUUUUUU